AAAAAAGAAAGAAAGAAAAACAGUAGCGCUUAAGGGAGAUUAUCCAGUAUUGUUAUCGUAAUCUUCCUUUAGGGUUUAUUUGUUGUUGUGAAUACGAAUUGAAGUUGCAGUUAAAUUUUUUUGAAGACGAAGAAUUUGAGUAAACAUAUGGUGAAGAGUGUUUGGAGGCAAUCUUGAAAAGGCUUGAAUCAAAGGUUUCUAACCCCAAUUGUUUCAAAGAGAGUGCAUAGCUGCAUCUCGAAGAUAGACAAUCUUGGUAGGUUUUCUGACUUCCAGGAGAGAAGCAAAGAAGGAAGAGGGAAGAAGAUUUUAGCUUUGGUAAGGGACACUUACAGCCAUUUUUUCUGAAAGCAUGGAACAAUUGUCAAAAAUAACUGAAGAUAUCGAAAAUCUUCUGGAAAAAAUUGAGAAAAAGUCCUUACCUAAUGAACAAAUAAUUGAGAAACUGCGGCUUGUGGCACAUUCUCUUGAUAACUUGAAGAAGAAUGAGAAACAGAAAAAGGAAGAGGAAAAGGCUGAGAAAAAGGCUGAGAAGUAUGAAAAGGUUAUAGCCAAGAGAAUUAAGAAUGUAAGUGAUGAUUUGGACAAGAUUGACAAAUCAGAAAUUGAGCUGAGGAAAGAUACAAAUAAUUCAUUGGAUGAUAUAAGAUUGCGAAAUAUGAUGUUUCAAGGCUUCGUGUCUCUUUUAUUUGGUUUGCAAGCGGGUCUUAAUCCAGAAAGAUGGUGGACGUUAUUUUCGAUGGUAAUGUCUAUGGCCUUUAGCUCCAUAUGGAUUGUCCAAAAGGUUGGUUUUGAGUUAUGGAGCUUCAGAAAGAAAUUUAGAGAUCUUUACAAGAAACAGAACAAAAUAUAUUUAGAUGGAGAAGUUUUGAUUGUUGAUUGGAAAGUAUCUGAAGAGAAACAUAAGUUUUCAGCUGAGUUAAAAGAAGAUUUUUCAAAAUUUCACAAGUCCCUAACAUUGGAUAAAAAACGUGUUGGAAAUAUGGGAUGGACAUACUUGGGCAAUUUUAUCUUUUAUUCAGUGUUCUCUCUUACAGUACCGGUGUUGCUAUAUUUUGUUCUCAUGGCGAUAUCUGAGAGAGAUGCAGCUACUUCUACACAUCCCCCUUCUACUCCUUGAAGGUAUAGUAAUCGUGGACUUAAGUUGAUGCAAUGAUGCAACAUGCAACCAGGCAGCUAAGCAAGAUGAUUACUCACUAGCCUGUUGACAUUGUAGUUAGUCUGUUACAAGAAGACAUUGUUUUUUCUUUUUGCUGUUGACUGUUGUGUACUUUAGUUUGCAGACUGUUUGUGUGUUUGUAGUUUGUGCUUUCUUUUUCGUGUGUGAUGUGUGAGACUGAGAGACUGGGAGUAGUGUUUGUGUGGGUUUGUCUUUCAGUUUCACUGAACAUUUUGAAAAACAAAUAAACUCUGUUAAAUUUAAAUUUGAACUUCUUUUCCCAGAAACCGGAUUUUAUCGGGAAAAAGAA
Papaver somniferum (opium poppy) is the source of this 1469-nucleotide messenger RNA. RefSeq lists its product as uncharacterized. The transcript is spliced from 8 exons. The coding region runs from base 353 to 1120 and encodes 255 amino acids. The record is from RefSeq and is a predicted model, not a curated record. Lineage: Eukaryota; Viridiplantae; Streptophyta; Magnoliopsida; Ranunculales; Papaveraceae.